AAAUAAAAAUUCAGCAAUAACCUAAAACGAAAUACGAAUUUGUAUUUUCAAAAUAAACCAAGAAUUCAAAAGAAAAGAAUAUGCAUAAAAAAGCCCAGGAAUUGUUAUGAUUCACAUAAAACUGCAGUUAUUACAACUGCAAAUCUACAAUGAACACUGAGACGGAGCCGUCAAAAAUCAAGAGAAGGCACGUAAUAUGCAUGGCUUCAGAUUUCUUCUACCCAAACACUGGUGGCGUAGAAGAACACAUUUACAAUCUAUCACAGUGUUUGAUCAAACGGGGGCACAAAGUUAUCGUGAUAACGCACUGCUACGCCGAUCGUGUUGGCAUACGAUAUUUAACCGGAGGCUUAAAGGUGUAUUACCUGCCCAUCAGAGUGUUCUACCACCAAUGUGCCCUGCCCACUAUGAUAUGCAAUAUUGCAAUCGUCCGAUACAUCUUAAUACGAGAAUGUAUAGAAAUAGUUCACGGUCAUUCUGCAUUCAGUGUUCUAGCUCAUGAGGUGUCCAUGAUAGGAAAAUUAAUGGGAUUAAAAACAGUGUUCACUGACCACAGUUUGUUUGGUUUCGCUGAUAUGUCAGCAGUUUUAACUAAUAAGUAUUUACAACUAUGUCUGUGCGAGUGUGAUGCAUGUAUCUGUGUGUCUCAUACGGGGAAGGAAAACACAGUAUUACGAGCUAAAGUAAGAGCUCACAGAGUGUCUGUAAUACCAAAUGCAGUGGAUGCAUAUACGUUUACACCUGAUCCAAGCCAAAGAGAUCCCAAUGUAGUCACAAUUGUUAUUGUAUCUAGAUUAGUUUAUAGGAAAGGUGUAGACUUAAUGGCUGCAGUGAUAGCUGAUAUGUGUCCGCGGUACCCAAACAUUAGGUUUAUAAUAGGAGGAGAUGGACCUAAAAUGUGGUUACUCCAAGAAGUUAGGGAGCGAAAGGGUUUUCAACACUGUGUCACAUUGCUAGGAAGCUUAAAACAUUCCGAAGUUAGAAAUGUUUUAGUUAAAGGUGAUAUAUUUUUAAACACCUCUUUGACUGAAGCUUAUUGUAUGGCGAUUGUUGAAGCCGCAUCGUGUGGGCUAAAAGUUGUAUCAACCAAAGUCGGUGGCAUACCAGAAGUGUUGCCAGAGAGCAUGAUAUAUUUGACGGAACCAAAUGUUACUAGCAUAGUGUCCGGUAUAGAAUCUGCUAUGAGAGAUUUAAAGAAUGGCAAAAUUCUUUGCCCGUACGAGUGUAAUAAGAUGGUGAGAAAAAUGUACAGCUGGAUGGAUAUUACAAGACGAACUGAAAUAGUGUACAAUCGAAUCUUGUUGAAUAAAAAUAAAACAUUAGGUCAACAGUUAAGAAGUUAUCUUAGAUGCGGUGUGUGGCCGUUCCUCUUAGUUGUAAGUUUAAUGUAUUUGUUAUUGCAAUUAGUUGAGAGAAUAUAUAAAAGAAAGCACAUAGAUAUAGCCAAGGAUUUAAAAUUAUAGACAUAUAAUAAGUACAAACAUAUUUUAAGUUGUUAGAAGUCUAUUAAAUCACAUGACAUAACUUUAUCUAAUCAAUACAUAGUCAAUUAAUUUAAAAGGCUGUUAUUUUAAUAUGCGCACAGUAUUUUAAUAAAAAUUGAUAACUUCAUCAGACUGUUCACUCCAGUGAAUGCUCACUCAUUUUUAGGGUUCUGUACCUCAAAA
Molecule: messenger RNA, 1667 nt
Organism: Maniola jurtina (meadow brown)
Lineage: Eukaryota; Metazoa; Arthropoda; Insecta; Lepidoptera; Nymphalidae
Gene: PIG-A
Product: phosphatidylinositol N-acetylglucosaminyltransferase subunit A-like
Exons: 2
Coding region: 150-1463 (437 amino acids)
Biological process (GO): GPI anchor biosynthetic process
Cellular component (GO): glycosylphosphatidylinositol-N-acetylglucosaminyltransferase (GPI-GnT) complex
Molecular function (GO): phosphatidylinositol N-acetylglucosaminyltransferase activity
Source: RefSeq, a predicted model, not a curated record